Porites lobata is the source of this 4360-nucleotide messenger RNA. Lineage: Eukaryota; Metazoa; Cnidaria; Anthozoa; Scleractinia; Poritidae. The record is from the annotation of a GenBank genome assembly.
AUGGACGCAAGAAUAGUGUUGCGGAUCUCCGUUCUGGUUCUCCUGCUCUACAGCGCAGUAACUCAAAAGUGUCCGGCAGGUGGAAGAUCAGAGAGUUCCAUCGUGGGCUGGAUGUUACGGGGACACGUGUAUGACACUCUUUUCGCGGAACUUCCGUUUACGUGCGCAUUCAAGUGUCGCGAAGACAAUCGAUGCCAAAGUUUUAACUGGAUUAUCUCUGUUCUUAUGUGUGAGUUUAACAACCGGACAAAGGAAGCCAGGCCUGAGGACUUCAUUCCAAACCAAGACAGAUCUUACUAUCGACGCGGUUUACAACGAGGUGAGCCAUCAUUAAGUGCCGUGGAUACUAUUAAGUUGGCCGGUUACAGGGAGGCUCCCCCCGAAGGGGUACCUUUGUCAGGCAUCAUAUAUAUGAAAGAGGUAAAAAAAUUUCACUGCCUGAAGUAUAUGAAAGGCUACGAAAGUUAGUCAUCUCUGCAGGCCUAUAAAAUGACCUAAAAGAGCUAACAGAUGCAUUUUCUGAUGGAUGUGAAAAAGCCGACGGGAAAUGUUUAAACGACAGAGCAUUUACGGCAGUUAAGAGGGAUGCAAAAUUACCGUAAAAUCCCACGUUAUGCUACCCAGAGGACUGUUUCUUGAAGUUUUUUGACUUUUGUCCUGUUCCGUUCCAGUUGUUCAAGUGUUUUAUAGAUGUUUGUGAAAUACAUUCUCCAUUUAUUGCGAUAAAUUUAUAAUGGAAUGUUUGCUUUAAUUCGGUUCAGACAUGUUUUAUUCCGUCGUUCCGAACAUUAUUUUUCGCUUAUACCAACCCCCCCGCCUACACUCGUUUAUAAGCCCACCCAAAACCCUUUAUGAAGGGAUUUUACGGUAGUUCUGAACUACGUAUGUUCAAUAGGAAACAUUCGUGAAUCAAAGGUAUCCGAAAGGGGUACCUUUCUGGUCAAAAACGUUGUAUAAAAAAGUAAGGCGUUGGACCUCGGCGCGGAACCUCCCUGUAUAAAACUUUGUUGAGUAGCGCCCCGUGCAUAAAGUAAAACCAUGCAGCGGUAAAGUCACACUGGUAAUGAAGAAUUGUUUUUUUAACCUUUCAGUUCCCCUUGGUUCGAUUCAAGAACUACCAGCUGAGACUUGUGACGAAAUAAAGAGGAGUGAAGGGCACGCUGUCAGCGGGAAAUACUGGUUUUCCACUAUAAAAUCUGGUACAUCUGUUCUGGCUUAUUGUAAUAUGGAGACCAACGGUGAGUUUAGUCAGUUAUAUAAUCGGCGACUGCCGUUCAGCUGAUUGUGCCCUCUGAUGAUUUAAUUUAUUAUUAUUAGACGACUGACGUAAGUGUUUCAUAUUUAGUCGCAGAUGCGGCGACUGAUGAAAAAUUAACCGGUAGAUUUAAACUGAUAAGACAGGGAGAAAAAAAGAGACAUUUUAAGCGGGAAAAGACUCAUGUUACGAAAGAAUGAGUACUCCUCGCGUCACAUGUUAGGGCCUGAGUAAAUGCCCUUCAAUAAUUUUUUCACCAAUCAAUAUGUUUGUUCUAGACAUUGACGAAUGCGGUGCUUCUUCUCCUGUAUGUGACAUCAAUGCCAACUGCUCCAAUACUCGUGGAUCGUAUAUCUGUACCUGCAGGGCAGGAUAUACAGGCGAUGGAAAAACUUGCCAAGGUAGGAUAAAAGCCGAUUUUCUGUGAUAACAACGAAGAUGGCAGAUUCCCAGGGACUUGUGACGACCAGUAAAUUUCGGCAAUCAGUCAAAUCCAGUCCGUUUAAUUACGGGCAGUGCAUGACAUCAUGCCUCGGGUCAUACUUUUGUUAUUAGAAACUUUUUGGAUAAAUGUAAGUGUAUAAAAAUUCUUUAAAACGCUCCUCAAGAAUUAAAACGUUUGAAGUCCGUUAUUUAACCGGGAAAAGUAAUGCUGUAAUUACUUAGUAGCCCACCUAGCCCAGCAGAGAAGGAAAAACAAAUUUAUGAAACGACAGCCAUGUUACGAGGGAAUGCGCACUCCUUGCGUCACAUGUUAGGGCCUGAGUUAAUGCCCUUCAAUGAUUUUUUCACCAAUCAAUAUGUUUGUUGUUCUAGAUAUUGACGAAUGCAGUGCUUCUUCUCCUGUAUGUGACAUCAAUGCCAACUGCUCCAAUACUCGUGGAUCGUAUAUCUGUACCUGUAGGGCGGGAUAUACAGGCGAUGGAAAAACGUGCCAAGGUAAGAUAAAGGUCGAUUUUCUGUGAUAACAACGAAGAUGGCAGAUUCCCAGGGACUUGUGUGACGACCAGUAAAAAUCGGUAAUCCAUCGAAUCCAGUCCGUUUAUAUACGGGCAGUUCAUGACAUCAUGCCUCGGGUUAUACUUCGGUUAUGAAAUUCUUUUGGAUAGCCUGAGAAAACAGCCGAUAUUUGACGACGCUACCACUGGUUUCCCCGCCAAAUGACGUGUGAGGAACGAGCGCAGGUAUUCGAUACUGAUCACGCGUUCCUGCCCAGAUCUGGGUAGUACUUCUGAUUGGUUGUGCAGCGUGGGAAAUUUGAUUCAACCAGUCAGAAGCACUCCCCGGAUCUCAUGGGUAGAGACGCGUCAUAUGUAUGGAAUUUGUGCGAUCGUUUCUCAGACUUCAUUUGGCGGGGGAAACCGGUGGUAGCGUCUCCAAAUGUAGUUUGUUUUCUCAGGCUACUUUUUGGGUAAAUGUAAGUGUAAACAAAUUUUUAAAAAGGCCGCGCAAGAAUUAAAACAUUUGAAUUCCUUUAUUUAACCGCAAAAAAGUAAUGCUGUAAAUUACUUAGUAGCCCGCGUAGCCCAGCAGAAAAAAAAAAAAAUAUGAAGAAGCACCAACCGGGAGAUUUAAACUGAGAAUAAGACACGGAGAAAAAAAGACAAAUUUUACAGUCAAACCAAGUCAAGCGUUCCCGUCGCUAACGAACUAAUGAAUUCAUUCACGGAAAAAUGAUUUCGUUUGUUGAUUCAAUAAUCCAUUCAUAAAAUGAACAAUCCAAUAGUCAUAUUUAGCCUCGAUUCCAUAAUCGAAUGUUGAUUCGAUUACUGUUUUUUGGAAAAAUUACACUUUCCACAAGUUGAACUCAGAAUUUUGUUUUUUCUGAGAGUCGAGUGCUGGCGAGUUCUGAAGUUCAAACCCAAACAAACUGUUACAUUUACGCCAGUUUUCUGCCAUUAAUCAGUGCAACAGAUCUAGGCCUGACCUCUUAGAAACACGACGGUCAAACUGAGGUCAGUGUAUGUGCGGUGAUUGGUGGAUUUCGAUCCUCGGCCUUUGUCAGUUUCUUUGCGUUUGCGGUCUGUCUAUUCUAGCUGUUAUUUUGAUUAAAGGCAAUGAAAAACGCAAUCGUAAACGGCAGGAAAAGGGAAGCAAAUACGACUGAACACAACAGACAAGAAUAAAGAACAGGUAGAUUUUGUUCAUAAACCAAAUCAACAUUUGAUUAUUGAAUCGAGGUACAAUUUGACCGUUGGAUUAUUCAUUUUAUGAAUGGAUUAUUGAAUCAACAAACGAAAUCAUUUUUCCAUUAAUGAAUUCAUUAGUUUGUUAGCGACGGAAACGCUUGACCUGGUUUGACUGUAAGGGAAAAAAGACUUCUGUCACGGAGGAAUGAAUGCUGCUCGCGUCACAUGUUAGGGCCUUAGGUAAUGCCCUUCAAUAAUUUUUUCAUCAAUCAAUAUGUUUGCUGUUCUAGAUAUUGACGAAUGCGGUGCUUCUACACCUGUGUGUGACAUCAAUGCCAACUGCUCCAAUACUCGUGGAUCGUAUAUCUGUACCUGCAGGGCAGGAUAUACAGGCGAUGGAAAAACUUGCCAAGGUAGGAUAAAAGCCGAUUUUCUGUGAUAACAACGAAGAUGGCAGAUUCCCAGGGACUUGUGACGACCAGUAAAUUUCGGCAAUCAGUCAAAUCCAGUCCGUUUAAUUACGGGCAGUGCAUGACAUCAUGCCUCGGGUCAUACUUUUGUUAUUAGAAACUUUUUGGAUAAAUGUAAGUGUAUAAAAAUUCUUUAAACGUCUGCUCAAGAAUUAAACGUUUGAAGUCCGUUAUUCAACCGGGAAAAGUAUUGCUGUAAUUACUUAGUAGCCCACCUAGCCCAGUAGAAAAGGAAAAAGAAAUUCAUGAAACGACAGCCAUGUCACGAAGGAAUGCGCACUCCUUGCGUCACAUGUUAGGGCCUGAAUUAAUGCCCUUCAAUGAUUUUUUCACCAAUCAAUAUGUUUUUUGUUCUAGAUAUUGACGAAUGCAGUGCUUCUUCUCUUGUAUGUGACAUCAAUGCCAACUGCUCCAAUACUCGUGGAUCGUAUAUCUGUACCUGUAGGGCGGGAUAUACAGGCGAUGGAAAAACGUGCCAAGGUAAGAUAAAGGUCGAUUUUCUGUGA